Capronia coronata CBS 617.96 is the source of this 1179-nucleotide messenger RNA. RefSeq lists its product as uncharacterized. The transcript has 2 exons. The record is from RefSeq and is a predicted model, not a curated record. Lineage: Eukaryota; Fungi; Ascomycota; Eurotiomycetes; Chaetothyriales; Herpotrichiellaceae. Bases 1 to 1179 code for a protein of 392 amino acids.
AUGGCGCUUACUGUCCCCAAGGCGCUUCUCAUCUUCCUAUCCCUUUGCGGAUUCUGGACUCUCUGGGUCUUCCCCUAUCAAAAUGGUCUUUUGGCGAUAUUGGGCCGGCAAAGUGAGCCUGGCGCCGUGAUACCAGGCCCUACUCCAGCGCCCAUGAAGCAGACAUACACGGGGAUUGGAGUGGUGGAUAGACAAUUGACCACUCUGGUCAGUUUCUUCUACACAGCUAUCGACGGCAACCGAGCAGAUGUAUCGCUCUCCUUCCUAUAUCUUGGUGGACAAGUCCUCUCAGCAUGGGUGUUGAUCAUGAUCGAGAGUCUCCGCGUCGGCAACGAGAAAAAGUUCAUCCUUAUGGCAACGACCUUGUUCGGCGUUGGAGUGGCAAUCAUCGGAUAUGCCUGCGUUGCGCCCCUCUGGUUUGCGCUUCAUCUAGGGCUGUCGCCGGCAGUGGUUGACCCUCAGGACUUCCAACUCAUCGUGGACGUCCCAGUGAGGCUCGCCAUUGUGCCAAUCAGCAUUCUAGUGGGCUUUGGGCUGCCGUCUCUGUUGAUGUGCCUUCCCGCGCCCACGGUGGUCUCAUUCGAGACGAAGCAGACUUGGACGGGAAUCCAACAGGGUUGGUCCAUUUGGAUUGGUCUGACGCACCUGAUUUUGACGUCCAUCGCCACGGGUCGGGACCCAAGGGCUGGGUCUCUGACGGAAAGUGACAAGAGAGCCAAAACCGUCAAGUAUCUGCGUCAGGCUUAUGCAUUCUCGAUCGCGUGCUCGGCUGCAUCACACCUUACGGCGUGGAGUCUCUCGCUUCUGGCGUUUGCUUUCCCGGUCUUGUUCAGCCCAACCUAUUUGCCACAGUUUCAACCGGCUAAGGUCUUCCUUCCUGUUCUGCCGUUUGGUCAACACGACGUCAAAGUCCUUGCCGAUGGUGCUCUUUGGUUUUUGCAGUGGGAUAUCCUGGUGGGUGUCUCGGCCACUUUGCUCUGGGGUCUGACCUUGCGAGUUGCCGCCAAACGUGAACACGCAACACUCAUCCAAACCCUCGUUGAAGCGAUCAAGGUUUCACUGGUAACACUUGUUUUGGGACCCUGUGGAACGGCUGCUGUGGCCAUAUGGGGUCGCGAUGAGCUCGUAUUUCAACGCUCGGAUGCUCAAGUCAGCACGACCGCAAAGAAGGAUCAGUGA